UAUAAAUAAAAACACAGAAAGUGAAUUGCUUGAAUCCCUAAAACAAAAUCUUAUUUUUACGUCAGGUGGUCUAUGUUCAGUGUAGUUUUUUGAUUUGUUUCCUUGGAAGAGCAAUAUAAACAACAAACCCUAGAAGAAGAGAUUUCUUUCACCAGAUAAGCAUCAAGAAUGGAUGCUUGUGGCAAUAAAAAGGCGAAAUUGCGCAGUGCGAGCUGUAUAACUGAUCUGAAUGAUGAUUGUUUGUCAGCGAUUCUUAAUCGAAUCUCUUUCCAGUCUGUUCUCAUGUACAAAUCAGUAUGCAAACGUUGGUUCGAUCUUAUUUCAAGUCUUGAUUUUGUUAGCGGCUUCAUAGCUCACCAAACCCGAAACCCCCCCAAACAAACAGAGUUGCUACUUUGCAGCUAUGGAGUUCCUAGGAAUUUAAGUCCCCUACCCAAUUAUUUGCAGCUAUCCCUUAGUUUCUUGCCGUGUUAUGAUCACGGGAAACCCCAAAAUGUUCAAAUUGCGGGUUCUUCUUAUGAUUUAUGCUUAUGCCUUGAUAUGGAUAAGUUUUUAUGCUAUAUUUGCAAUCCUUUUACCAAGGACUGGGUUGUACUCCCUCCUCUUCCUCGCAAACCUUUACUUGCCGGUUUUAUAUGUGAUCCUUACGAUGGCUCUGUUGGUAUCAACUCUGAUUUCAAGUACGAGGUGGUGGCUGUUUUGGAGGAAUAUGGUCCAAAUCAAAAUUCUCCUACAGCUGAAAAAAUGAUUCGGGGGAAAUUUUUUUCGUCAGAAAGUAGAGUGUGGUCUGAUAUUUCUUCGUCGUUUGCAGUAAAUGUGAUGUUGAAUGAUUACCCUCUCAUCUCUCCGGCUGUUCCUUACGGUAAAAUGGUGUAUUGGCCGGCUAAAAAUGGGAUUAUCAUUUAUAUAACGUACAUCAACAGGAGCUUUUUCUUUUUACCUACAAGAACAACUCGUCCAUUUACAUUUAGGAUGUGUCUCGGUCUAAGUUGUGACUCAUUGUGGACAUGUCAAAUCAACCAAAAUUGGGCGUUAAUUUGGAAAAUGGAUUUUGUUAGAAAGGAGAUGGUACUGAACAAAGUCGAUUUGAGUAAAAUGAAUAUGCCUCUUGAGAUAAGGAAUAGCUUCUUCACUACAGGUUUGAGAAGAGGAUUCCAUGGAGAAAUAUUAGCUCUCUCCCCUAACGAUCCAGACGUUAUAUAUUUGACUGUAGAUAAUAGUUUUGUAGUUUCGUGCAAUUUAAGAACCGGUACUUGGUAUGAUUGUGGCACACUCGAUCGUAAUCUAGCCAACGUUGUUAUGCUUUCGGUUCCGUAUUGGCCAACUCCAGUUCCUUCAUUGGCUUUCAAUCUACCAACGGAACAUCUAUUAGCCAAAAAAUAGAUGUUUGAACUGCAGAGACUCUCAGUCAUAGCAUAUUAUAUUAUUGAACUUCAGUAAUCUGCAAAGAAAAUCUGAACAUCACAUUCUCCUCCAUACAAUUCAUUUUGAUUAGGCUCUUCAUUAGUGACUGUUCACUAUGAGAAUUUGUCUACAGUAGGACCAGAUCUUGUUGAAAAAGUGAAGAACAAUGAGGUCACUCAUUUGAUUCAUAUUUGCAAUUAAAUGGGUGGUUAAAUUGAAUUUAUUUAUUUAUUUUGGUUAACUAUAGUUAAGAUUUUGGUUAAUUCGGUUAGUCUCAAUGGUUAGGUAAAUAAAAAGAAUUUGGUUGGUUA
This is a messenger RNA of Mercurialis annua (annual mercury), 1715 nucleotides long. RefSeq lists its product as uncharacterized. The record is from RefSeq and is a predicted model, not a curated record. The coding region runs from base 169 to 1383 and encodes 404 amino acids. Gene Ontology annotation, molecular function: protein binding. The transcript is spliced from 2 exons. NCBI's taxonomy places the organism in Eukaryota, Viridiplantae, Streptophyta, Magnoliopsida, Malpighiales, Euphorbiaceae.